GCGGGUGCCUUACCUCCCUUGGGCUGGGCCAGCUGGCGGCCUAGCCGGUGGUCGCCUUGCGCCGUCGCUGCCCCUUGCCAGCUACGCCUCGGCCGGCGCAGGGGGCAGCACCACGCAUGCACGGCGCUCCCGGGCAGGGAAAGUCCUUGACUUAUGACCGGUUGGGUAGUCUUCAACUUACAACCGGUUGGGGUUGCGGCAUUAAAAAGGUUGAGAACCAUUGCUUUAUAGAAUGACUAGGAUAAAAAGGAAAUGAGGGGCAGGAAGAAAUAUGCACAGAUGCUGUCAUUAAAUUAGGAGAUGAAAUUGGCUAAAGAAUUUGACAGUGAAGACCCUUGGACAAUGGGAUAACGAGGAGGGGUAAAUAAAAUGAUUGGGCUGAAAGAUGAGAACUUAUCUUAAAAUGUUGAUUAUUCAUUUAUCAUAGAUAAUCCUCAAUUAAGGCCAGUUGCUUAGUGAUUGUUCAACGUUACAGCAGACCCACCCCAAAGUAGUUAUGGCCUAGAUCUGAGAUUUCAAAGUCAACCACCCCCUCCUGUGAUCAUAUGACUUUAUUUUGGGCACUCAGCAACUGAUCUACAUUCAUGGCAAUUUGUAGCACCCUACAAUCACAUGACCAUGAUUUACAUUGUUGUCAAAAACUGAGAAAUAUACUUCCAGUUUUCAGUAAAAUUGCCCCAUGGCAAACAAUGAGUUUAUUUCAUGACUAUGGGGGUCAUUUAAUGAUCACAGUGUCUGCUUAGUGAACACCACAAAAAAAGGUUGCAAAAUCGGGUCCAGUCAUGUAGUGAUCCUUCUUUACGACUGUCAUGACUUACUACUGCAGUGGGCAGGGUCCAUUAUGGUUGUAAGUCAAGGACUACUUGUGUUUGUUAAUUCAACUUGUAUAACCACACAACUCUCUGAAUUACUUACAAGAUAAUUUAGUUAUGCCUUCCACAAUGCUUGACCGGUGCACCCUUUCAGAGCUAAAACUUAUGGGUCUGCUCAUGUCCAAGAAACACAAUUAGUGCUCAGAAGAUAGUGAUAACAACCACUUAUUUUAUCUAUUUAUUAGGCAUAUAUCCCUUCCCCCCUCCCCAGAGACUCAAGGUGAUGACUUAACAUGGAAAUCUCCUUUUCAUGCUAGCCCCAUAAUAACUGCCCUUUGGGGUGGCUUGUGACUGGUCCCCAAGAUCGAAUAUUUGUAAUUAGGGAUGGUCGUGAACCUUGGUCUCCCCAAACCAUAUACCACACAGCUGGAACAGCUGGCAUCUGGAGGGACGUAGUGAAGAUAGACCAGGCUGAAAAGCUGGCAGUCAGCGGCCUCGGGACCUGGUGGCAUCUGGAGCAGGAGGUGGAAUCGCGGGUGCCUCCUCCAAGCCACCGUGGCUCCGCGGAAGGCUUGCAAGAGCAGCCGUAACUUCCUGUUCAGCGUUGCCUCUUAGGACCUGGAGGGAACCGAAAUAACAGCACCGCGGAGGCUGCGAGGGGAAGGAGCACAAGAGCCACCAUAACUGGGUCUGAAGUCGGGCUGUUCGCACAAAUCCAGGCUCCUUUCCUUUCUCUCGGAUCUUGGCAGCCUCCGCUUCUCCCAGGACCGGCAGAAGAUCCUCGUCGGUCCCCUGCUCUAGCUGGAGGCUUCCUUUGUGGUCCGACAGUCUCUCGGCUUGGCAAGGAUUUCCUAUCUUAAAGUCUAAAUUAAGAUCUAGGAUGGAGAAGGAGGAAGAAACACAAAAUCCAGAUUCCCAAAGCACAGGAGAAGGGACAGGGAGAAGUGAGACCAGCUCAGAAGUUACUGUUGCUGGUGACAAAGUGGCCUCUGCGGCCGUCACUGUGGCCACAGCUGCUGUAGCUGCCGUUAAGACUGUUGUCGGAAUCCAAUCACAACUUUUCAGCCACUUGGCCACCCGCCGGACGUUUCUGCCCCGCCAUCGUCGUGACCUACUGGAGCUUGAGCAGAUGGUGGAAAACGCGGCUGCCGUGCGCCUCCGAGCAGUGGUGGAGUCCAGCAUUGACUCUUUGCGUGCCAUGAUGUGUUCGUGCCUCUUCCAGUCCCCGGCGGUCCUUGCUGGGCUGAUAGACGAACUCUACAUCAUGGAGCGGGCCUUCUGGGUGCAGCCAGGCCGCUCUGAGUGGUGGGAAAAGGUGGUGCUGCCCCAUUGGGAUGACCAUCUUUGGCAGGAGAACUUCCGGAUGAGUCGGCAGACUUUCAUGGAGCUGUGUGACAGAUUGAGGCCAGUUCUUGAGCGUCAGACAACUAACAUGCGGGCUCCCAUUACUGUUGAGAAGCAGCUGGCCAUAGCUAUAUGGAAGCUGGCCACCCCAGACAGCUACCGCUCAGUAGCGGAGUGUUUUGGCGUUGGGCGCUCCACUGUCUCCAGGAUAGUCAUGGAAUUUUGCCAAGCUCUUUAUGAUGUGUAUCACCAUGUGGUCCUACUGACCAGGCCCCGGGAGGUCAUGAAAGGCUUUUCGGCCAAAGGUUUCCCUCAUUGCAUUGGGGUGAUCGAUGCCACCCAUAUCCCUAUCAUUGCUCCUGCUCACCGAGCCAUGGAAUACAUCAACAGCCGAGGGUAUUAUUCGAUGGUUCUGCAGGCCCUGGUGGAUCAUGAAGGCAAAUUCAUCGAUGUGUAUGCUGGGCGAUCCGGGAAAGUUCACGACGCCAAGAUCUUUCGCAGCUCCCCCAUCUUCCGGGCCAUGAAUCAAGGCACUUUUGGUCCUAGCACUACGAUGGACCUAGAUGGGGAGCAAGUAAAGCCGGUCAUCCUAGGAGACCUUGCUUACCCUCUUCUGCCGUGGCUAAUGACUCCUUACAGCGGCCAGUUGGACUCCCGGAAACAGCUCUUCAACAGCACGCUUGGCCACUGCCGGACAGUGGCGGACUAUGCCUUUGAGCGGCUCAGGGGCCGAUGGCGGUGCCUCCUCUCCCGCCUGGAUGUGCGAGAACGCUACGCCCCGCGGGUCAUUGUAGCCUGCUGCAUCUUGCACAACAUUUGUGAGAGCAAAGGGGAGCCUCUGCAGGAAGGGUGGGAAGAGGUGGUGAGAUCUGUGUCGAGAUCUUACCAGCAGCCAGAAAGACAGCUGAUGUAUAUGUCCAACCCGCCUGCCCGUGAGAUCAGGGACCUUUUUAGCACAUACUUGGAAAGGAGAGAACAGAAAAAGUAGGAUGGAAUUCAUGCUUUUUCUCCUCCCCUACCCCGCAAAAAAAACCCACCUUGAAAAAGAAGUUGGGGACAAGAUAAAAGGCUCUUGUCUGCUUCUUUUCUGAGUACAGAGAGUCCUUGACACACAAUCGUUCAUUUAAUAACCAUUCAAAGUUAUAAUAGCGCUGAAAAAAAGUGACUUGCGACUGGUCCUUGCACUUACGCAGCAUCCCCACGGGAUCAAAAUAUGGGUACUUGGCAACUGUUACGUAUGUACAGAGCAGUUGCAGGGUCCCGGGGUCAUGUGACCUCCAUUUGCGACCUUCCCAGCCGGCUUCUGGCAAGGAAAGUCAAUGGGAGAAGCCGGAUUUGUAACAACCCUAUGAAACAAUUCCAGCGAUUCUCUUAAUAACUGUGGCAGAACGGUUAAAUUUGGGGAUGACUCCUUUAACAACUGCUUGGCUUAGCAAUGGAAAUUCUAGCCCCACUUGUGACUGUAAGUCAAGGAGUAUGUCUGUAAGGUGUUACUACUGGGGUUAAAAUGCAACUGACCAUUUCUGAUAGAGGGUAGCCAGUUUAUCCUGCUCCGCCUUGGCGGAAGCAGGUGGCCAAGGCUGUUUUCUGCCUCUGGGUUUCCUGUUACCUUCCUGCGGGUGGUGCUUCUGCCUAGAGAGCAGCAACCUUAACGCUGCACCUUUCUUGUCUAAGGUGGCUGCCUUUACAGGCAUCAACUACCCAGGUUAGCACAAUGAGCCCUAAGACACAGUUUAUUCAUUAGUUGUGAUUCAAAGAAUAAAUGACACACUUGGCCAGAUUAGUACAAUGCACCCAAACCAAAGAAACCAUGUUCUGACCCUAUGCAACGUGCAAUCCCAACGUUUUCACCACAGUUGGUUUCAGAUUUGAAGGUGGAGAGCUCUGGAAAGAGCUUUUGAAGAAUACUGUCUUCCAUUGGUAGAUUUCACUAGCAGCAGCCCUCUGAUUGGUGCUGGAAGUUGCCUUUUGAUUUCCCACAGUGCCCCUACAGCAGCGGUUCUCAACCUGUGGGUCGCGACCCCAUUUGGGGUAGAACGACCAUUUCAUGGGGGUCGCCAAACAACGCAGUCCGCCAUAUUUUUUCCCCUUUUCCUUAGCUGUGCUACUCCC
This is a messenger RNA of Crotalus tigris (Tiger rattlesnake), 4268 nucleotides long. Its product is annotated as protein ANTAGONIST OF LIKE HETEROCHROMATIN PROTEIN 1-like. Bases 1693 to 3144 code for a protein of 483 amino acids. The transcript is spliced from 3 exons. NCBI's taxonomy places the organism in Eukaryota, Metazoa, Chordata, Lepidosauria, Squamata, Viperidae. The record is from RefSeq and is a predicted model, not a curated record.